Molecule: messenger RNA, 327 nt
Organism: Gastrolobium bilobum
Lineage: Eukaryota; Viridiplantae; Streptophyta; Magnoliopsida; Fabales; Fabaceae
Exons: 1
Coding region: 1-327 (108 amino acids)
Source: RefSeq, a predicted model, not a curated record
AUGGUAAAAGAUGGUAUAGUUUUAGGUCAUAAGGUGUCCCAAGAUGGUAUAGAAGUUGAUAGAGCUAAGAUAUCUGUUAUCGAGAAACUUCCCCUUCCCUCUAACGUUAAAGGCAUUCGAAGUUUUCUCGGUCAUGCAGGUUUCUACAGACGCUUUAUCAAGGACUUUUCCAAGAUAGCAAAGCCACUACGCAAGCUGUUGGUCAAAGAUGAGGAAUUAAACUUCACAGAUGAAUAUUUGGUUGCAUUUAAUAUUUUAAAAGAUCAAUUGACCACUGCACCUAUAAUCAUUGCACCUGACUUCACACUACCUUUUGAAUUAAUGUGA